This is a messenger RNA of Kockovaella imperatae, 1083 nucleotides long. RefSeq lists its product as hypothetical. Gene Ontology annotation, biological process: mRNA splicing, via spliceosome. Lineage: Eukaryota; Fungi; Basidiomycota; Tremellomycetes; Tremellales; Cuniculitremaceae. The transcript has 6 exons. The record is from RefSeq and is a predicted model, not a curated record. Bases 1 to 1083 code for a protein of 360 amino acids. Gene Ontology annotation, cellular component: post-mRNA release spliceosomal complex; U2-type spliceosomal complex.
AUGCAGGGCUUCAAUAGAUACAUUCCUCCGGACUAUGAUCCGAAGCAGAGCUCGACGCUUAACAAGCAUCAGGGCAAGAAACAUGCACUGGGAAAGCGAGCAAAGGAUAUUGACAAGGGGGUACUGGUAGUGAGAUUCGAGUUACCGUUCAACAUCUGGUGUGGGAGCUGUGGCUCUCACAUCGGCGCUGGGGUUCGUUACAAUGCUCAGAAGCGCAAGGUCGGAAACUAUUUCUCUACGCCUAUCUUUGCAUUCAGGUGUAAAUGUCAUUUGUGUUCUGGAUGGUUCGAGAUUCGGACGGACCCAAAGAACGCAGCAUAUGUGGUGGAAGAAGGAGCGACUCGGAAGGAUGAAGAUUGGAAUCCAGAAGAGAAUGGAGGAUUCGCCGUUCACGAUACCGAAGCACCUUCAGCAGCCGAACCUCCAGCAGACCCAUUCGCUCAUAUCGAAAAGACUGUCGAUCAACAGACAUGGGCCAAAACCAAGACGUCUCGCCUGACGGAACUUCAUCAAGCCUCUGAUCGACUCUUUGGUGAUCCUUAUCGUGUCUCGUCGGCUCUACGGCGGAAAUUCAGAGAGGAAAAGAAGGUCACGUUGGAGAAACAAGGAAGAGACGAUGAUCUAAGGGAGAGAUACGGACUACAUGAGGAGGUGGAUCUAGGAGGAGAAAAUGUCGAUCUCGCCAGAGAAAAAUGGGAAGCUGGACGUGAACGUGCUGGAUUACCUGUGGAGAAGGAGCUCGAUAACGAGGCGGAGGGAAGCGGAGUUGGUGAUAUAAGUGUCAGGGCUACGGCCGGUACACCUCGACCGAGAUAUAGUGCCAAAGGAAAGAAUGGCGAUGGGAUUAGCUUUUCCGAGAGUCUUCGGAGGAGCACCGCGAAGAAGUAUGAUCCAUUCGAUUCACCAAUACCUGGAUCAAAUGGGUCAACAGCGAAUGGAGUCGCAGGACUGACAAGCAGUCUCAAGGUCAAGGGCAGGAUAAAAGAUCCUGGUCCCAUAGGCAUCAAGAUCGUCAAGCAGGCGCAGCCGAGUGCUUCCGAGGUAGUUGCUGGUGGUCUGCUGUCGGGGUAUGGCAGUGAUUAG